Messenger RNA from Nicotiana attenuata, 1415 nucleotides. Its product is annotated as protein ECERIFERUM 1-like. Bases 18 to 1136 code for a protein of 372 amino acids. The record is from RefSeq and is a predicted model, not a curated record. Lineage: Eukaryota; Viridiplantae; Streptophyta; Magnoliopsida; Solanales; Solanaceae. The transcript is spliced from 2 exons. Gene Ontology annotation, molecular function: acyltransferase activity, transferring groups other than amino-acyl groups.
CUUAAAUCUCUUAAAAGAUGGCAACUUGCAAUGGAAAUGGAGCUGCAAAAUUUUCCUCCAAAUUGCAAGUUGAAGCAAUCCAAACUGUGAUACCAAUGAAGAUAACCAAUCCACGGUUAUCGAGGCGAAUCGCGGUAUCCGAAAAUUUUUGCUCGGGCGAUUUGCAAAGGCGAUUUCACAUGGUGUUGUACUAUAACAAAGCAUCAGAGGCGGAUUCAGGAUGGAUAGUCGCGGGUUGGUUUAAAGAGUCAUUAGGAAUGGCAAUAGUUGAAAGUCCAUUACUUGGUGGAAGAUUAAGGAAAUUAGAGGAUAAUAAUGAUUUGGAAUUGGUUUCAAAUGAUUCUGGUGUUAGAUUGGUUGAGGCUAAUGCUGAAAUAAAUAUGGCUGAUUUUAUUGAUCUCAAAAACAAGGAAAAUGUUGAAACUGAGCUUGUUUUCUGGGAAGAUAUUCAUGAAACAAGUCCUCAGUUUUCUCCCCUUUUCUAUGUCCAGGUGACAAAUUUCAAGUGUGGAGGAUACUCAAUUGGGAUAAGUUGCAGCCUUUUUAUAGCAGAUCCUUUUGUCAUGACAAGUUUCUUGAAAAACUGGUCCAAAAUUCACAACAACUUGAUCUCACAAAUUGAUGCACCAAAAAUUCCAGCAUUUUAUACUCCAAAUUUAAGAAAAGUUGGUUUUUUACCUACUAUAUCUACUAGCUUAACCACAAGAAAUCAAACCACUCAAACUUUAAUUUUCAAAAUUCCCAAAAACCCCUUGAAUUUAAACAAAAAUAUCCUCAAAAAUCUUGCAUCAAAAUGUAUUGGAGAAACAGAAGAAAAUAUUGGUAAAAAUUUGUCUUCAAAAUUCACUUUGUUUGUCAAAGAGAUUACUAAUUCUGAGAAUGUAAUUAAGGUGGAAACUUGUAUUAGAGAGGAGAUAAUUAAGGAGGAAUGUGGAUUAAUAUCUAAAAAUGGUGGAUUAAUUUUAGCAAGUUGGGAUGAUUUGGGAGGUGAUAAAGUGAGUUUUAAUGAAGGAAAUAAGGCUGUUAAUAUUUCAUGUUGGAUUAUUAAUGCAGAAAAUCAAGAUCUUGUGAUGAUUACUCCAUUUCCUGAUGAAGAUAGCUCUCAACUAAACAUUAUAAUUACAGUUACUAAUUAGAUUCUUAUAAUUGAUUCCAAUUUAUUUGGGACUGAAGCGUUAUUAUUAAUGCGAAUCAAAUUCUGAGAAAUGUUGAAAAAGAUAGUACUCAUUUUUCCCGCCCUAGCCCCCACCAAGAAAAAAGAAAGGAAAGAAAAGAGAAAUCUGUUUUUUUUGGCUCUUAUUAUUUUGGGUUUUUGGGGGUUUCUCUUUAGUAGUUGUUUUAAGGAAAUUGGUUGUACUAUGUUAUUUAUCAAAUAUUUUGUUAUAUUCUUCGAAAUGAAUACUUCCUUUUUGAUU